Molecule: messenger RNA, 636 nt
Organism: Helianthus annuus (common sunflower)
Lineage: Eukaryota; Viridiplantae; Streptophyta; Magnoliopsida; Asterales; Asteraceae
Exons: 6
Coding region: 1-636 (211 amino acids)
Source: RefSeq, a predicted model, not a curated record
AUGGUCAACCUUUACAAAGGCAAGCGUGGAGUUGCAAACGGGUUUGAGCUUAGCAGACUUUUUAUCGACAUUGACAUUGAAGAGAUAUCCUCUUUUAGGAAGAGGUAUGUAGAGAAAAUUUCUGCUUCAUCUUCAUCAAAUGAGCAUGUUGGUUCAAACGUUAUCUCAAGUGUUGAAGAUGAGUUUCUUAAUAACCCUGAUUUCAUGCUUAUUGGUUUCCUUGGAACCAUAUCAAUGACAAAGAAGGUUUUGGUUCUUGGCACAAUCACAACUAUAUGCACUGAUAAACUUUGGUAUUACAAUGGUUGUAACCACUGUUCAAUAUACCUAUUAGGGUGCAAGACUAUUCCGCUGACUGUGUCUUUGACACUGUUUGAUUUCGAAGCUUACAAGAUUCUUAGGAAAACUGCCAAAGAGUUACUUGCAAUCCAGGAUCAGGUUGUUAAUUCUGGAGAGAUACCGAAACCAUAUCCUGAGAUUUUUGACACAUUGAUUAGAAAGAGGUAUGCAUUCAUCAUAAGUGUUAAAGACUAUAACAUUGAGCAUCAAGUUGAAAACUAUGGUAUUUCAAUGGCCACUAACGAUGAUGAGAUCCUUGCCGCGCUCUGCGCCAUAUUCAAUCUUAACCAGGUUUAA